UCUGCAGAGAAGCUUAAGCUUAAUCUUAUCUGACCUCCCGCCGCCGCGACACGCCGGGAUGCCAAAGCCGGCGGCCUCCGUCGCCUCCCUCCUCCCGCGGCUACGGCAUCGCCCCUUCCCUCCCCCUCCACUCCUCCCGCGCGCCCUCUCCUUCUCUCCGCUCCUCGCCACCCACCCCACCCCACGCCGCCGCCGGUCCCUCCUCUCCCCCGCUACGCCCCUCGCCGCCACCGCCGCUGCAGUGUCAACCGCCGCUGUGGUCGAAGCCCCAACAACCGCAGCGUAUCCAGUGUAUGACAGGCUUCUGCCGUGCCCGUUGCAAGACGAGCCUCCAAGAAUCGAGCACCUCGUCGCUCGGGAGGACGAGGUGGCCGCCGAUUUCAUCUCCAGGUCUCUCGGCCUUCCUCCUCUGUAUGUUGCAGAUCUUAUCAAGUUUGGGGCUGUAUACUACGCGCUUGUCGCGCCGCAGCCGCCUCCUUACGCUUCUCCGGAGCAUUUUAGACUCUUUAGGGAAGUUACCGAGCCUUCAGUCCUGCGCCGAAGGGCGUCCAUUAAGGGGAAGACGGUGAGGGAAGCGCAGAAGACGUUCAGGGUGACGGACCCAAACCAGCGCCUUGAGGCCGGCACAUAUCUGCGGGUUCAUGUGCAUCCCAAACGUUUUCCGAGGUGUUAUGAAAUUGACUGGAAAACCAGGGUAAUAGCAGUCGCUGAUGACUAUGUUGUCCUCGAUAAACCAGCUGCAACAUCAGUGGGAGGAACAACUGAUAACAUCGAGGAAUCCUGUGCAGUAUUUACUUCGCGUGCAUUAGGAUUGGAAACGCCAUUAAUGACAACUCAUCAAAUUGACAAUUGUUCUGAAGGCUGUGUGGUAUUGUCCAAAACAAAAGGGUUCUCCUCGGUUUUCCAUGGACUGAUAAGGGAAAAACAGGUUAAGAAACUUUAUCUGGCACUUACUACAGCACCUGUGUCUACAGGAACAAUUACGCAUUAUAUGCGUCCUGUUAAUCGUGCUCCUAGAUUAGUUUCAAAAGACCAUAUUGGAGGAUGGUAUCUCUGUCAAAUGGAGAUACUUGAUUGUAAGAAGGUACCAUGGCCAAGCUCUUUGAUCAGGAAAGUUUACAACAUCAACGACUGUGGGUGGCCCCAACAGGAAGCUGCCUAUGAAUGUAAAAUCAAUCUCUUGACGGGGAAAACUCAUCAGAUUAGGGCACAGCUUGCUGCUAUAGGUGCUCCAAUUAUAGGGGAUUCUGCAUACAUGACUGCAGCAAUGGCAGCAAUGGCUAAUCCAAGCAUAAACCCAUUGGGUAGGGAGAGGCUGUACAAUAGCGAAGAGGAGAAAGAAGCUGCCGUUGAAGCAUGGAUUGCUUCCCACGGCAAGGAACCGAAAUCCGUAAUCGGCCUGCAAGCAUCAGAGAUAUCAUGGGACUAUGAAGGUGAGCGUCCCUCUUACAAGGCAGGGAUUCCGUGGUGGCGGCAAGAUUCAGUGGAGUCUGACUUGGUAUGAGCAAUGGUAUAUAUUGGAAUUUCAACCCUGAAAUUCCAUCCUCUGAAGUCAGCGAUAGCAUAUUUCGCCGGGAAUAGAAUCCUAAAACACACAAAUAUUGUUCAGACAGAACGUUUUACAUCUCAGAUGAGACUGGCCGAUGCAGGCCUGUUACUGUUGAGCUACAGAGACACAGCUGCCACUGUUCUCUUAUUGAGCGUAAAGAUUACCAGAUUUGGGUAGGUGAUGUAGAUAACAGUUGUUGCUCGGAUGCUCUGUACUUUUUUUUAGAUGAUGAUAUCAUGGUCUGUACUUUGUUCUGAAA
Molecule: messenger RNA, 1808 nt
Organism: Phragmites australis (common reed)
Lineage: Eukaryota; Viridiplantae; Streptophyta; Magnoliopsida; Poales; Poaceae
Product: RNA pseudouridine synthase 6, chloroplastic-like
Exons: 9
Coding region: 59-1504 (481 amino acids)
Biological process (GO): pseudouridine synthesis
Molecular function (GO): RNA binding; pseudouridine synthase activity
Source: RefSeq, a predicted model, not a curated record